This is a messenger RNA of Danaus plexippus (monarch butterfly), 1106 nucleotides long. RefSeq lists its product as uncharacterized. The record is from RefSeq and is a predicted model, not a curated record. The coding region runs from base 119 to 517 and encodes 132 amino acids. The transcript is spliced from 2 exons. NCBI's taxonomy places the organism in Eukaryota, Metazoa, Arthropoda, Insecta, Lepidoptera, Nymphalidae.
CAUAUUACAACCAUGGCAACACUGUCAAUGCCAAUUAUCCAAAACAAUUAGGCUAUGUAAAUGUAGUCUUCUAUAAUAUUAAAUAUACGUACAUCUUGUCACAUAAAUUCAAUAUAAAAUGGCCAACCAAGAAAAGGAAUCUGAGAAACAAGAAGAGAAAAAGAGAAGGGUUCCAUUAUACCCUGGUUUUCCAGAAUUGGCCAGAUCUGAUGUUAGCAUUUAUCCCUCAUACUCCAGAUUAGCUUUGGCUUAUCGUGUUGUUUGUCGUCAUCGUUACCAUUGGGCUAAAGUUGCACAACGUCGCCAAUUCAUGAAUGAACUUCACAGCUUUGAACGUUUGCAGCCGAACGCUCUUGACGGUGUCAGAGUUCACAGGGAGUUCUCUCAGGGAAUCCUGUCCCAUAAGAUACCCUCGAGGAGAUACAUGCAGAAACUCACCCCCGACCCAUUGAAUACUCAUCAGAGAAUGAGAGUUGAAGAGAUUAUUAGUGGACGGGUUAAUUUUAGUCAAAAAUAAAUUUUUAAAAUUAAAUAUUAUGCAGAAUCAAUGAUUCUCAGCUCAAAAGUAGAAACAUUGUAUGGAUUUAGGCACUGGAAUAUUUUAAUGAGAUAUAUCUUAGAAUGGCUCCCAAGACACUGAGUAUCGGCAUUAUUUUCCUUCAGAGACCUGUCAGAGUCAAAUAUUAACAUUUAAUUAGCUUGGAAUUGCUACUGAAAUGCAUUUAAAUAACAACUGCUUUGUAGCCACAACUCUAGAUAGUUGGCCACAAGGUUUUCUGGAACACCUCUUGUACCAACUUUGUGAUAUAAAAUCUUAAAAAGAAAUCUUCAUUAAAUUUCUUGCACUGCCUAGUCGCUUAUGGUGGUGAAAAUAUAAAAUAUAUGAAAAUUUGCACUUAUAACAGCUAAUGUGGGUCAAGGUAAUAUAUAAUAAUACUGAAAGAAAUAAAAAGGAAACCAUUUCAUUAAUCAGCUCUUCAUACUUUUGUUUAUUUUAGAUAAAACAGUUAAAGAUGCUGCUGUCUAACAAAGGCUUUAAGCGAAUGAAAAUCAAGCUGUACUAUAGUGCCCGAUUAUCGAAUAUGUACUUUUGGAAUAACACAAUA